This is a messenger RNA of Sungouiella intermedia, 807 nucleotides long. NCBI's taxonomy places the organism in Eukaryota, Fungi, Ascomycota, Pichiomycetes, Serinales, Metschnikowiaceae. The record is from the annotation of a GenBank genome assembly.
AUGUAUAUGUUGAUGUUAAAGUGGAAUAUUAAACAAUGGCUUGAUGCCCAAAAUCCACGGCACGCUCUUGAUGACGAAGAUGUUCCCACGCCGCUUGUGCCCACUGUCUCAUUAUCAUACACCUCGACAGACUCCAUAGAUACCGUGGUGGUGGUUCCACAAUCCAUAAAGGUUGUGCUAGAUAACGUAUCAAAGUCUGCUGUGGGCUCAAUUAAAGUUGAGUACCCUCAGUUGACCACUGACGACAACCAGAACGAAGAAUAUGAUGAGGAUGAGCAGUUAUACUCAGCUGUCAGCAAAGAAGCCAACUUGAAGACAUACCAGAGUGCAGAUAUCGCCGUUUAUCGAUUGGAAGGACAGCGUGCUUUGGCAGUGGUGGUGCCUCAUUUCACCAAUCCGAUUGUCGAGAAGGUUGUGGCCCAUGAAUUGGGAAAAUUACCAGUGGACAGUGCCAACUGGAUUAUUUUGGCUCCAUGUGUGCUCAACAAUGGUGUGUCGCUCAGUAAGUUGGCUGCUGGUUCUCUAUUUGAUAAUGUUCCAAAAGUCCAGCCCCCACACUUCAUCACAGGCAUAGGAGCAGCUGUGGUGUCUGAAUUGGCAACCCUCAACAGACUUGAAAAGUGCAAUACGCUAAUUCUCAAUGCGGAGGGCCAUCCUGGUUACGAAAAGGUGGAUGCAGACUCGAUCAUGGAUGCAGCAGAGGUGGCUAGUGAGUAUUUUGUCAAGUCAAAGGCAGACUACAUUAAGAAGCUAAGUCAGAGUGUGCGUAAGAUCAAUUCGUCCGCCACUUCCGGGAUGUAUAUUUGA